Vairimorpha ceranae is the source of this 171-nucleotide messenger RNA. RefSeq lists its product as hypothetical. Bases 1 to 171 code for a protein of 56 amino acids. Lineage: Eukaryota; Fungi; Microsporidia; Nosematidae. The transcript has a single exon. The record is from RefSeq and is a predicted model, not a curated record.
AUGUUGAUGGCUAACGAUCAAAUAGACUCUAUAAUUUUAACAAGCAACGAUUCUAACUGUGAUUUAAAAAUUGAACGUAUAGAAGAUAAAAUGUUUAUUAGAUAUGUUAUACUUUCAAAUUUUGAUAAUUUAAUUAUAGAAUUUAUAAAAGAGCAAGAUCUGGACAAAUAA